UCCUGUAGUUGCAGCAUGUCUGUGUCUCAAAAUAGCCAUAUCUCAUCACUGCUUCACCUAAACAGGGAACUCUCUCGCUCUCUUCUCUAACUCUGUUUUCCUCUUCUCUCUGUUGCAUCUGGGUGCUUCCCAGGAACGGACAGACUAGGCUCUGGAUUUAAAGCCUGAGGAGGAGUGCGGAAUUCUCCGGAACGAGGGAAGAAUUGAGAUCACCGAUGCCCGUCUCUCCCGAAUAAGUCUCCCAGCUUUUGAUUUUUAUGACGGAAAGUGUACCCAGCCACGGUAGAACUGUUAGGCGAGCUCUUCAACAUGAAUACAGGGAGUGAGUCUCACUCAUCAGAUUCAGAUGCUUGGAGGUCGCGUAGCACCGACGGCCUGAGGAACGGCGACGACGUCAGUUCUUCCCUGGCUGCCAAGGGCUUCCGCAGCGUCAGGCCCAACCUGCAAGACAAGAAGUCCCCCACACAGGGCUCGCCUCCUCACCCCUGCUUCCCCGACCACAGAGCCCGGCCCUCACCUCACAACCGCCAAAGCGCCGACUCACUGGACUACCUGGCGAGCUUCAAAGCCCUGUCGCCCACCCCGUACGCCCCAUCCCCAUACGCCACCUUGGAGCGCGGUGGGGGGGACCGAAUGGACAAAAUUGGCAUAGUCGGCGGGGUUAGCUUUAGCGUGGUUAGUGCUGAUGGAUGUAUGGGGGGCAUGUCACCCUCGCUCUCCCCAGUGACAGUGUCAGCGCUCAGCCAAUACUCAUCCUCCACGGCAGGCCUCUUGGAGGAGCUCCAGAUCUGCAGCCUAGACUCCCCCGGCGUGUCUCCCACACCCUCGCCCACCCUCAGCCACACGUCGACCUCCCCGUCCACCACGGGCAACGACGAGGCGCCGCCGCUAACCUCCGCCGCUGCUGCCACUAACGGCCAAGCUAUUCAAGUGCCUAUGAAUGGAAGUGCGCCCCACCCCCAGAGGCCCUCCUCACCCCCGGCCUACCCCCCUCUCCCCGCCUCGUUCAGCCCAGGGGGGGUUCACAUGCAGAGUCGGAGCGCAGGUUCUGAGUCGGUGACGUCGGGCCACACCAGCGUGAGCAGCACGGUGCCCAUCGCCCGCUUUUCAGAGGAGGAGAAGAGGGUGUCGGUCAUCAAGGCGCCCCACUACGAGGGCAUCGGCCCCGUGGAUGACACGGGCAUCCCAAUCGCCAUUCGCACGACGGUGGAUAGGCCGAAGGACUGGUACAAGACCAUGUUCAAGCAGAUCCACAUGGUUCACAAAGCAGAUGACGACUACGCCGACUCGUACAACGCCACAUACACUGUCAGCGGUGACAGUGACACAUAUGGUCAGUCCUCCAACCCCACCGUGGCCUACCCUCCCCCCAGGACACAAACGUACCGGCCCCUGGCCAAGAGCCCGUCGGACAACGGAGGCCCUGGGACCUUCAGGGAGCCCUCCCCCGUGCCACCGCCACCCCCGCCCAAGCCCUCCCUCCUACAGCUGAGGUCCAGAGACAGCGACCGGGAGCGAGACUCGCCCAUGAAUCAGUGGGGCCCUCCCGAUAGGAAAGUGGACACUAGAAAGUACCGCGCUGAACCCAGGAGUAUCUUUGAGUACGAGCCCGGGAAAUCAUCCGUUCUGGAGCAGGAGAGGCCGACGUCGCUGUACUUCACUCCGACUGCUGACCGGGUUCCAGAGAGGCCGGCGAGUGCUGCCAGUGACUACAGGAAGAGGAGGAAGUCGGAGCCGUCAGGUGACCAGGGCAAGAACCAGGUCUCCCCGAAACCACCGGACCCUUACAGAGGCAGCAGCACACUGAGGAAACCUGCCAUCCGCUCCUCCCCCUCCUCCCCCUCCAAAGUCAAAGAGCAGGAUGCCUCCAGGGGGUACAACACAACCACCAGCGACGGGGGAGGGGGGCAGACCAAACGAGCCACCCCUGACAGAGAGGUCUCCCAUAAGCAGAUGACCCAACUCAUUCUCUUCUCUCUCCUCCAUCAGAAACAGCCUGCCAGAGCUAUAUAUGACUUUAAGGCACAGACUGCUAAAGAGCUGACGUUCAAGAAGGGCGACGCGGUGAACAUCAUCAGAGAGAUUGACAGCAACUGGUACGAGGGGGAGCACCGCGGACGACUGGGCAUCUUCCCCAUCUCCUACAUAGAGAAGAUGGCGUUGCCAGAGAAGCAGCAGCCGAUUAGGCCUCCUCCACCAGCACACGUCAGAGAGAUCGGGGAGGGGGUGGCCCGUUACAACUUCAACGCUGACACUAACGUGGAGCUGUCCCUCCGCAAGGGUGAGCGGGUAGUCUUGCUGAGACAGGUGGACCAGAACUGGUAUGAGGGGAACAUCCCAGACACCACCAAGCAGGGCAUCUUCCCUGCUUCCUACAUAGACAUCGUCAAACGCUCGCCCUCCAAGAGCCCCGCCCCCUCCCACCACCCAGACCCACACGGCUACCCCAGCAACAGGACACAGGGCUCCACGCCCACCAAGAGGUUUGUGCAGGAUUCGCUCCAUAGUGGAGGAGACCCGUUCCAGGCCCUGUACAACUAUCUGCCCCGUAACGAGGACGAGCUGGAGCUGAAGGAGGGGGACGUCGUGGACGUCAUGGAGAAGUGUGACGAUGGCUGGUUUGUCGGGACUUCUCGACGGAGCAAGCAGUUUGGAACCUUCCCAGGAAACUAUGUCAAGAAACUAUAAUGAUGAAUCCGGUCCACCCCCGCACCCUCCUUGGACCCUUCCAUCUCCAGCACAACCCAUAUUGGACACAACCAACCCGGAGUAAAAUGAAGUUGCUCCUAGACACUGAUUUGGGUCAGUUUUGCACUUUCCCCACCAAUUGGUUAUGGUUAGGAUUGGGGGAGGUGGAGCUGACCCUAGAUCUGUACCUAGGGGAAACCUCACCCCGGAACAACACGCCCCCCACUAUGUCGGGUCAUCCAAGAAGCCUUUCACAAGCGUGUGCGACAACGUCACAACAAGUAUUUUGUUUUAGCUCUAACUAGCCAACUCUUACAGGAGACUAUUCCACUAACUAAACGGUUCUUUUCUAAAUGAUGGAGGAGAGGUUGAGGAAGAUCCAUACUUUUGUAUUCCUGUCGCCUCAGAUACGGAAGGAAGGGUAGCCAAACAAGAUGGCCACCUUUUAGUGUUGACAUCUGCUCUUAUUUGAUUCAUUAGAUCUAUUUUCACCCGGUAAUGUAAUAACUUGCAUUGAUAAGUUGAUUGUGUAACAUUCAGAAAGGUCAAAUAUGGUAAAGAGAGAGUUAAAGAUGCCAAGUAAACUGCCACUCAGGAUUGCCUUGACAUCAUCAUGUCAGCCAUGUUUCUUUUCCCUUUUUCCUCAGUGUUAAAUGAAUACAGAGACCCCCCCCCCCCCCCCCCCUAAGUGUAUUAUCUGUAAUAGAGGGGCUUGUUGGUAUUUUCAGAGCAGUAUUGUCAUAGGACAUUGCAACACAUUUCAAUGUUCAGUCGUUUGGCAAAUGCUCUUAUCCACAUCGCCUUUCAAUAAGCAACACGAAACAACCACAGCAUUAUUAGUCAAGAAAUCUUCAUCAGAUGUUACAUUUCAUACACCAACGCAGGAACACUCACCUAUUUCCCCAGUGAAAACGAUGAUGCUGUGUAAUCCAUGAUACCCAAAAGUGUUGCUGGAUACCACGGGAUAGGGUAUGACAUGUUUGGAGGCAAAUACAUUGAUAUUGAAUGCACAUAUAUCCAUCCAGAGCCUUCUAUUCGCACCGGAAGGUUCUGGAUAUCUGCCCGCUAUGCCCGGUCUACAGUCAAUUCCAGUUUCUCAUUAUAGUGUUUGCAAACUCUUAUAUGGAUGAGUUAUUUCAUAUGUGGAAGUGGCAAUCGUUGAUAUUUUAUUUUGAACCCUUCUGUUUGAACAAGUACAGUACAUUUUGUACUUUUGAUGGAAAAUAAUAUUUAUAGAUUUGGGAUUUUAUUGAUUGGUUGACUUGGCGUUUUAUCCUUUUUCUCACGUAAAAUGUCUGAGUACACUACGGAUUUUACAAGUGAAAGCUAGAUUGGAUUGUCGACAGGGCUUUAGGAGUUUGAUACCGUUGGGAAAAACAUAUGCAAAAGCAACUAGUUUCCCCACUUUUUUCUGUAUGUAUAGAUGUUUAUAAUGGGAAAAGUAUUGAAUAUUGAUAAAACGUCAUGUAGAUGUCUCCGUCCAUAGAUAUAACUCAUGGAAUGGAUGGAGCAACAUCAGUUUCUCAGCUUACUUUGUGUACUUUCUUUUAUUUGAAGUGGCCUAAAGUGAAGUGUACUUUUGGCUCAUUUCAACCACAGCAAAUCCCCUUGCCAUGUUUAAGAUAACGAGACAAUAGCUCACAUUUGUUCCCAGUCAAGUCUGACAUUUUACUUUUGUCAAUAUACAACAAACGUUCAGGUCUCAACAAUAAAACAACCCUCCUUUUUGAAAUGGUGUUAUUUUAUUCUAUGACGAGGUUUUCUUUCUACGAUUGCUGUUGAAUACCGUAUUAGGAAUGUUGCCACAUUCAUUGCCUUUGUCCAAAUGGGAUGUUUUACUUCACUCUAAUAUAAUCAGAUAAGCAGUGUAAAUGAAUUUGAUUGAAUUAUACAGUUAUGUUCCUGGAGUUGUUUUUCCUCUAUAGGUAAUUCUGACGGCGACCUUUUUUACUGUCCGGGAUGAAUGAAACGAUUAGAGAGAGUGUCACUGCAAUAGCUUAUAACAAUGUAUUUGAAUAACAUUUGUUAGGCAUACUUUUUGUGUUCAAUGAAUAUGAUUUAUGACAUUUGUUUUGCCUUUUUCGUGUGUAAAUGAGUAUGUAUUCAUAUAGGAAGGACACUGCCCGCAGAACAAUCGUUUAAGCACCUUAAAUAUGUAAUUACUUUAUUUUUGGUUUCUGUCUUUGGUUGGUUUUGUUCUAGUUUAUUGUUCUCCUCAUCCCCUUUUCAUUCACUUUUCCCUGGGUCGUGUUCAUUAGGCACCAAAAGAAAACGGACUACCUGAACAUGUCCAAUAAGAAAUGCACAUUUUCAUGUUCUGUUGCAAACGUUUCCCGUUGCUAUCCCUAAUGAACCCGACCCUGGCAUGAGAGAGUACUGCGUGUCUGUUGGCGUUUUUUUUUUUUUUUUUUACGUCUUUUGUAUGGAGCUGUAAAUCGAUGACACGAUCCACUGCUUUAUAAACUCUUCUUUUCUCACCCAC
Molecule: messenger RNA, 5170 nt
Organism: Salvelinus namaycush (lake trout)
Lineage: Eukaryota; Metazoa; Chordata; Actinopteri; Salmoniformes; Salmonidae
Gene: sorbs2a
Product: sorbin and SH3 domain containing 2a
Exons: 21
Coding region: 310-2688 (792 amino acids)
Cellular component (GO): plasma membrane
Molecular function (GO): protein binding
Source: RefSeq, a predicted model, not a curated record